This is a messenger RNA of Pan troglodytes (chimpanzee), 479 nucleotides long. RefSeq names its product large ribosomal subunit protein uL30-like. Bases 1 to 462 code for a protein of 153 amino acids. The transcript has a single exon. Gene Ontology annotation, molecular function: structural constituent of ribosome; RNA binding. Gene Ontology annotation, cellular component: cytosolic large ribosomal subunit. The record is from RefSeq and is a predicted model, not a curated record. NCBI's taxonomy places the organism in Eukaryota, Metazoa, Chordata, Mammalia, Primates, Hominidae. Gene Ontology annotation, biological process: maturation of LSU-rRNA from tricistronic rRNA transcript (SSU-rRNA, 5.8S rRNA, LSU-rRNA).
AUGUACAGAACUGAAAUUCGAAUGGCGAGGAUGGCAAGAAAAGCUGGCAACUUCUAUGUACCUGCAGAACCCAAAUUGGCGUUUGUCUUCAGAAUCAGAAGUAUCAAUGGCGUGAGCCCAAAGGUUCGAAAGAUGUUGCAGCUUCUUUGCCUUCGUCAAGUCUUCAAUGGAACCUUCGUGAAGCUCAACAAGGCUUCGAUUAACAUGCUGAGGAUUGUAGAGCCAUAUACUGCAUGGGGGUGCCCCAAUCUGAAGUCAGUAAAUGAACUAAUCUACAAGCGUGGUUAUGGCAAAAUCAAUAAGAAGCAAAUGGCUUUGACAGAUAACGCUUUGAUUGCUCGAUCUCUUGGUAAAUACGGCAUCAUCUGCAUGGAGGAUCUGAUUCAUGAGAUCUAUACUGUUGGAAAACACUUCAAAGAGGCAAAUAACUUCCUGUGGCCCUUCAAAUUGUCUUCUCCAUGAGGUGGAAUGAAGAAAAA